Molecule: messenger RNA, 4433 nt
Organism: Musca domestica (house fly)
Lineage: Eukaryota; Metazoa; Arthropoda; Insecta; Diptera; Muscidae
Product: aminopeptidase N
Exons: 2
Coding region: 153-2957 (934 amino acids)
Biological process (GO): proteolysis; peptide catabolic process
Cellular component (GO): cytoplasm
Molecular function (GO): metalloaminopeptidase activity; zinc ion binding; peptide binding
Source: RefSeq, a predicted model, not a curated record
AUCGUCAAAAUUAAAAACAUUCGAAGCUGUAGGCGACUUGAGCAUCUCACAGCGAAAUAUAAUAUAAUUUUCAGUCGAAGAUUAGCUACACGAAAGCAUGUUUAAAGUUGUUUUAUUCGAUAUUUCUUGUUUAUAAUGCACAUAUAGCGGAUAUGGGAUCAUACAAGUUCGUCUCAAUCGCUCUGUCUUUAAUGAUUUCUUUUGUGACAACGUCGGCGUAUACCCAUUAUCGUUUGCCUACCUCCAUAAAACCGGACCACUAUAAUCUGAAGAUCGUUUCUUAUUUGGAAGAGAGCAAAAACUUUACAUUCAAUGGUCUAGUUUCAAUACAAUUCGACGUUCUAGAGGAUACCUCAAAUAUAACACUACACCUACGGAAUUUGACGGUGGAGGAAAGCCGAAUUGAACUUUAUAGCACCGGAGAUGAUGGGGAGAAUUUCACAUUUUGUCUAAGAAAUAUAGAUAAGGUACCCGACCUUGACUAUUUCAUAAUACAACUGUGCGAAGACCUACACUCUGGCCAGAAAUACAAUUUGACAUUACGAUUUUCGGGGACUUUAAACGAUGAACUAAAUGGUUAUUAUCGCAGUUCGUAUGUGAAUGGCAGAAACGAAACUACUUGGCUGUCGGUAACACAAUUUGAACCUACUUAUGCUCGAUCGGCCUUUCCAUGUUUCGACGAACCCAAUUACAAGGCGAAUUUCACCAUAUGGUUGGGACAUCAUAAGUCCCUUAAAGCCUUGAGUAACAUGCCUGUAGAGACACAGAUCCCCUUAGAUGAUGUGGAGGAUUUUGUAUGGAGCAUAUUUAAGGAAUCGCUGGUCAUGUCCACUUAUUUGGUGGCAUUUAGCAUCAAUGAUUUUGAGAGUAUCGAAUCGAAACACAAUGAUUCCGAUGUUAUUUUCCUUACCUGGUGUAGACCAGAUUGUUAUGGACGUUGUUUGUAUGCAGCCAAAAUCGCUCCGGAUAUCCUUAGGUUCUAUGAGGUCAUGUUUGACAUACCAUUUCCACUGACAAAAGUCGAUCAAAUUGCAGUGCCGGACUUUUCCCAAAAUGCCAUGGAAAAUUGGGGCCUUAUCACUUACUAUGAAGCGAUACUGCUUACCAAGACCAAUGGUAGCAGUAUUGGCAGUGAGGAAAAACUAAUGAUAGCCAUCACUGUAGCCCAUGAAUUGGCUCAUCAGUGGUUUGGCAAUUUGGUUACUAUGGAAUGGUGGAAUGAUAUUUGGUUAAAUGAAGGAUUUGCCACAUACAUUUCAACAUUGGGGGUGGGUAGCCUCUAUCCCGACCUGCCAUGGUACGCAUUUGAUACCUAUGACAAUUUCAAGGAAUUCUUUAUAGCCGAUGCCGAACCAAGCAGUCAUGCCAUAUCAAAAAACAAAUGUAACUCAAGCGAGAUAAUGCAAAGUUUUGAUGCCAUAGCGUAUCGAAAAGGAGCUGCUGUAUUGCGGAUGACCCACAAGUCUAUGGGCCCUGAUUGGUUCUUUGCUGGGGUAUGUGGUUAUUUAAAUAAACAUAAAUAUGCGAAUGCCGAACAGGAUGAUCUGUGGCAGUCGUUUAGGGAGGCGUUUCUAAAAUCGUCGAGUAGCUUAAAACCUCCAACGGACAUAAAAACCAUUAUGGAUUCUUGGACUCUGCAGGCGGGCUAUCCGUUGCUUCAAGUCAAACGUAAUUAUGAAACGGGCGUUGUAGAAAUUUCCCAAAAAAGAUUUUUGGCACAUGACGUAAACCAGACCAAACCGGAAGAAAAUUCCAACCAAUGUUGGUGGAUACCCCUGAGCUAUACAACAGCUGCGGAAUUGGAUUUCAAUUCCACCGAAGCUAAAGUAUGGCUGGAAUGUGAUUUGCAGUCUGGUAGCAGUAGUUUAAGUUUAAAUCCUCCCAAUGGCGUGGCCCCUACUGAUUGGAUAAUAUUUAAUAUUCAAAUGGUUGGUGUUUACCGAGUUUCAUACGACCAUCAAAAUUGGCGUCUCUUGGCAGCCACCUUAAAUAGUGAGCUCUUCGAGAACAUCCACGUAAUAAAUCGCAUGCAAAUUCUUGAGGAUAUCUAUGCUGUGGCCAAGCAAGGCGAACAAAGCUAUGAACUUUAUUUUGAGAUAUUAGAAUACUUGCAGCGGGAACAAGAAACAUGGCCAUGGGAACCAGCUGUGGUCGGCCUAAAAGAACUUUCCGCAAUUUUGGCACCAUUCCCAUUGGUGAGUAAAUAUCUAAAUAAAUUCAUGCGCUACAUAAUAGAACCCUACUAUCAUCAUAUUGGCGGAUUGAAUGACGCAGUCGAUAUGUCCGAAAUUCACAGCCAACUUAUUAUGAUUGCUUGCCUAUUGGAAACGGAACAUUGUGUUCAAACCGCCCUAAAUUAUUUUGAACAAUGGAAAAGUAUAUUUAACACCACCGAGAUUAAUGCUUUGUCAAGCGAAUUGAAAGUCAUUGUCUUCUGCACGGCUGUUCGAUUUGGUCCUGUGGAUAACUGGGAUUUCCUAUGGCAACAAUACGUGGAGUCGCGUGAAGAAGAAAUGCUCCUAGGUUUGGGUUGUUCUGCAAGCGAAACAGUACUGAGAAGAUUUGUUAAAAAUUAUCUGGAUUUGACAAAUGGGUCUGAAAACGGAACACACGAUGUUUUUUAUUACAUAUUUAGAAGUGUAACAGGCGUGAAAAUUAUUCGCGAAAAUUUUAUAGACGCCAUAACUAAUUCCACGGCUAUGACGGAUGUGAAUACACUUUUGUUAUGUAGUUUUAAUUUAGUUCUUCCCAAUGAUUUGAAUACGUUCGAGGAUUUGAUCAAUCUGAAUCCGGAUUAUUUUAAGGACUACGAAGAAAUGGUGGAGUACACUCGCAGUACCAUCAACUCCAAAGUACAAUGGAUUGAGCACAAUCUUGAAGUUAUUAAAUCAUAUUUACAUAAGCGUCUGACACAAAUGGGGAUUCUUGAGAAUAAUGUCGACGAUAAUAACAGCUGACACUUAGAGAAACACUGAAUUUUGACAUACAGGGUGAGAUAAAAAAAAUUGCAACAAAGUCAAAUGCCAUAAUUUUUAUUUUUUUUAAUUUUAUUGAAUGUAAGCAAAAAAAUGUCGGAAAUAGCAUCACAUUUUAGCAUAAGUUUAGAAUUGUUCGUAUUGGUCACCUUUGGUACGAAUUAUGGCCUUCAAACGACCAAUGAAGCCGUCACACGCUGCCCGAAUGUUGCUCUGCGUAUUUUGGCCUAUUCUCGGCCAAGAGCUUGCUUGAGAUGAUAGACACCAUGGUACUUUUUAGUGCCAACCUUGCUUUCCAAAAUACUCCAGACACAAAAGUCCAACGCAUUGGUAUCCGGAGAUUUUGGUGGCCAUUGUGUGGAAAUGAAGCGAGGAACCUCAUUUUGUAACCAUUCUUGGGUGUUGGUUGGCGUGUGCUGAGUCCUUUUGGAAUGUCCAAGGUCUGCGGCCAAAAUGUUUGCGUGCUCAAGGCUUUAAUACACCCUCCAGAAUAUUUUGGCUUUUAUUUUGAUGCCACGGUCGAUUAAUACGAGCGGAGAGCGUGGCACAUUUUUACAUACACAUUUUCAGCUAACCUCUUUGGCAAGUAAACACGAUAAUUUUGUUUGUUAACAAACUUCUGGACAACGUAUGUUCUCUCAUCGGAGAAAACCAAAUUCGGCAGUUCACCACUUUCACUUUUGAGUCUAUUUUCUUUCCCUGGCGUCGUAAGUUUUUGCACUUUUUGGAAUUUCAUUCUUGAAUAUUUGCCGAAUGGAAUAUUGCGAUAUGUUCAGCCCACGAGCCAUUUUUCGGCCACUACGACGCGGGUUUCGAUCAAUUCGCUUCUUUGCUUUUCGAAUUAUUUAUGCUGAUAUUGCUGCUUUCUUCCGUCCACUUGCUUGACGUCGGGCUGCGCUACCAGUAUCACGGUAACGAGCAAUGGUACGAGACACAAAAGAUCUAUUCACAUUUAAAUGCUGGAGUGCCCCAACGGCUAAUUUGUGGGUUUCCAGCCAAAUAUAAAGAAAUCACACUAUCACGCUUGAAUUCAACCACGAAUAACUUUUUUAUGGAAAAUUCUUUUGUUCGCUUAUAAUGAUCUGUCACUGGAAUAAUUUUAACAGCUGUCGGACGAGUGGCUUAGAAAUGACAGCAGUCUGAAGUUGGUUGCAGUUUUUCAUCACACCCUGUAUAUAUACAUACUUCUCAGGAACAAAAACUAAUCGCAAUACCCUUACAAUUAUUUUUCCAUCAAAGAUAAACGUGUAUCUCACGACACAUUCGGCAACUUUGUUUUGUCGAAAAUAAAUCUUUGUCUCAUAAAACAAUUACAAAUUAGCAGUCUUUGGAGAUGCAAAGACUGCCAUCCAACGAGAGUACAAGUCGAUACAUAAAUAUGAAUGCAUUUAUAGUUUGCUUUACAAUAUAAGAUUUUAGCUAGAAAUUAAAAUAAAACUUCGCAUGGUCUUCCAAAAA